This is a messenger RNA of Corticium candelabrum, 1567 nucleotides long. RefSeq names its product histone deacetylase 8-like. Lineage: Eukaryota; Metazoa; Porifera; Homoscleromorpha; Homosclerophorida; Plakinidae. The coding region runs from base 164 to 1288 and encodes 374 amino acids. Gene Ontology annotation, biological process: negative regulation of transcription by RNA polymerase II. Gene Ontology annotation, cellular component: nucleus. The transcript is spliced from 10 exons. The record is from RefSeq and is a predicted model, not a curated record. Gene Ontology annotation, molecular function: histone deacetylase activity.
GUAAACGCAAGGUGCGACAGUUCUUUCAAAAAUUUAAUGCAUUUGCGCAUGCGCAGUUAAAUGAAACUGCGCACGACAAAAAAGCGAUUAGCACAGUCAAGUGACUUGCAGGGUACUCGAGGCUUCACAUCUGCACAGAGCCGUCUAUGCAGAACGUACACUUAUGGCUGUGAAAUCUGUUGCUCUUGUUACUUGUCUAGAGUUGGUAGAGAGGGCCAGCAUGAUGCCGAAAGUUUCAGAGAGGGCUGCAAUGGUAGAUGAGCUUAUACAGGCCUACAGAAUCACUCAACGAUUGAGGGUGAUUGAAGCAAAACCAGCCACGAGACAGGAAUUGACUGAAUUUCACUCGAGAGACUACGUCGGUCUGCUUGAACAGGCGGAGGCUGUAGAGGACGAGGGUGACCCUGAUAAGAUGUUGGAGGACUUUGGACUUUGUUAUGACUGCCCCAUAUUUGAGGAUAUGUACAAGUAUGUAUGCUGGGUUACUGGAGCCACACUCACAGCCGCCGACUGCUUACUGGCAGGUACAAAUUCAGUGGCAAUCAAUUGGACUGGCGGAUGGCACCAUGCAAAACGGUCUAGAGCAUCUGGAUACUGUUAUGUCAAUGAUAUUGUUUUGGGUAUUCUAAGACUUCAAGAGAAAUUUGACCGCAUUCUCUAUGUAGAUCUGGACUUGCAUCAUGGAGAUGGGGUUCAAGAAGCUUUCUAUUAUUCUAACAAAGUAAUGACGUUGUCUUUCCAUCUACGGUGUCCUGGUUUCUUCCCUGGUUCAGGUGAUGCGGAUGAGGUUGGUGAGAGGGCAGGUCGUGGAUAUUCGGUCAAUGUACCAUUGAAGAGUGGUGUUACAGAUGACCAGUACUAUCACAUCUUUCUAAGAGUUAUUGCAGUUGUCAAGGAUCGCUUCAAAGCUGAUGCCAUAGUGUGUCAGUGUGGUGCUGACUGUCUUGUGGGUGAUCCGAUAAGUGAUGGUGGUGCUGAAGGGUUCAACCUAAGCUUAAAGAGCAUAACCAAAUGUGUUCAACAUCUGAUGUCUUGGGAUGUGCCACUUCUUGUUCUUGGAGGAGGAGGAUAUCACUUAGCAAACACAGCUCGGUGUUGGACUUAUCUUACAGCGGUCUUAGUGAGCAUGGAGCUGCCGGAUGAAAUACCAGACCAUAAAUUUAUUGACAUGUACAAGCCACUGUUUUGCUUGAGGAUUUCACCACAUGGAACUCAACCCAACAAAAAUGAAGUGGCAUCAGUCAACAAAACUCUCCAGUAUAUUAGGGUCAAUGCAGGCAUUCGAUAAUGGCAAUCAAGAUCAACUAAUGACAACAACACUUCAUUCACAAGUUUGAUAUAGUAUACAAAUUAAAAUAUAACAGUACUAACACAGACUCAAUUUGUAUAGUACACAACCUACAUUCUAGGGCUGUAAACAGCCAAGUUAUUUCUCGUAGAGCUGGUGGCUUAGCUAGUGAUCUUUUUCCAUGAAACUGUCAUAGCAGUUAGCUGGGCUGGUAAAUGCCACAGUCUGUAAUUUUCACUGGCACAAUUGGACGUUCAUUGUAUGUCUUCACUGCUUCCA